Molecule: messenger RNA, 1651 nt
Organism: Astyanax mexicanus (Mexican tetra)
Lineage: Eukaryota; Metazoa; Chordata; Actinopteri; Characiformes; Acestrorhamphidae
Gene: hoxb8b
Product: homeobox B8b
Exons: 2
Coding region: 456-1184 (242 amino acids)
Biological process (GO): regulation of transcription by RNA polymerase II
Cellular component (GO): nucleus
Molecular function (GO): RNA polymerase II transcription regulatory region sequence-specific DNA binding; DNA-binding transcription factor activity, RNA polymerase II-specific
Source: RefSeq, a predicted model, not a curated record
GCCUCUCAGUCUGUAUCUCUCCUUCUGUCUCGCUGUCUGUUCCCUCCGCCUCUUUCCCUUCAUUUCCUUCUCUCUCUCACAUCGUCUCUUAUCUGUCUCUGUUUUUUCUCUCUUUCUUUCCCUCAUUGUCUCUGUAUGAUCAGACUAUGAUCUUGCAGGAGUAGCGCAUCUUCACGCACCUCUGAUGGAAGAAGGAUGAGUGGAGUGGGUAUGAGUGGAGUGGUUGGGGUAGUUCAUGAGCGCCCUUCACUAGACCCAUCAUCAAUCUGCAAUUCGAAAACGAGCUGACAUGGAUAUGUACGACAUUUUGGGGUCGGUGCUAUCUACAGGCGAACUUGUUCAUUUUGGGUUCUUGUAUGGAGCGCAUGACUGACGGCGCACUAAAGAAGGAGGGUGUACUCUAAGAAAUAUCAGCUAGUUCUGAAAAAGUGAAAUAAAACUAACCAACUAAAAGCAUGAGCUCCUAUUUCGUCAGUUCUAUCUUCAGCAAACUAAAAGGAAAUGACUCGCUUCGCCCCAGCUACUAUGAGGUGUCUGGCUACGCGGGGGAUGUGGGGGGCAGGCCGUCUGUACUUUAUGGACACAGCGCAGAAUCUGCUGUCCACCACGCUGCGCAGUUCCAGGACCUUUACUCUUUUGGCGCAUCGCCUUAUAUUCACGCGCACGCCUCUCACACCCAGAGCGCAGGACCGUACGCAGAGCCUAGCGGAGACCUGCUGGAGCACGACAGGUCUAAUGGACAAAACCUUUACCCUCUUCCGGACCCGAAUCUAAGCCAGCAGUUCGGAGACUGCGGGUUGAAGGCGAGCUGCCUGAGCGAUGGCCUGGAGAGCGCAGCCGUGUAUCCAGCCGAGUUGUACCCCUGGAUGAGACCCCAAGGUGGGGGGAGGAGGCGAGGCAGACAGACGUACAGCCGCUUCCAGACGUUGGAGCUGGAAAAGGAGUUUCUGUACCGGCCCUACCUGAGCCGCAGGAGGCGAGCGGAGGUGUCGCGUGGACUCGCGCUGACAGAGAGACAGGUGAAGAUUUGGUUUCAAAACAGGAGGAUGAAGUGGAAGAAGGAGAACAACAGAGAUAAGUUCCCCAGCAGCAGAGAUGAGCAAGAGGAAGUCGAAAAACAGUGGUGCCAGCGCGCAGAGGACACUGCAACCCACAUAGCUGAAAAGAAGGAAACGCCACUUUAAGAAAAUGAAUGUCAAAGACAAGAUGUGACGUGUAUAUAUAUAUAUAUAUAUAUAUAUAUAUAUAUAUAUAUAUAUAUAUAUAUAUAUAUAUAUAUAUAUAUAUAUAUAUAUAUAUAUACUUACCAGAUUACUUGACUGGACAGUUUCUUAAAAGAAAGGAUCAGAUUUUUGGCACUGUAGGACACUGUUGUUAUUUGUUAUUAAAGACAUACAAUCAUUUUCAUGACACAGUUACAAGUUGUAUUAGCAGUAUAGUAUGUAUAUUGCUAUAUAAGUGAUAAGCGAUUUCGGCACUAAUGACAGCGUAUCUGACAAUUGUGUCGAAAAUUUUCGGGAAAAUGUGGUUUUAAAACGGUUUAAUUUGUGAAAUUGCCAUGUAAUGCAAUGUAAUUAUACCGUAGCAAUAUAAUGUAGUAGGACAUUGUAUUUGAGACAUGUAACCUUCUGCCUCCUCUACCUUAUAUACA